AAUAGAGUAUAUUUAAGAGAACUAUAGUGUUCUUACUUCAGUUUGUACCAUAAUUAUUCAUAAGAGAGAUAAACGUGGUGUGUACAGUUUACGUUUUAUAGCAUUGUAUGUUAUUGAGCCCAGGCCAUGUAUCUAUCGUGCAUCACCGACUGGUGGAUAACGCCGUGUUUAAUCGUCGUAGUGACGAUCGUCUAUUAUUUUUCUACUUCGACGUUUAAGAAAUGGGAAAAACUAAAUGUUCCUUACAGUAAGCCGUUUCCGUUAUUCGGUAACGUUUUUAACCUGGCUUUAUGUAAAUAUCAUCCAUUAGUUUUUUAUAAAAAUAUCUACAACGAGUUCUCUGGUCAUAAAUACGGAGGACUUUAUCAGAUGAGAACACCGUAUUUAAUGGUCCGUGAUCCAGAACUAAUCAACAACGUGUUAAUAAAAGACUUUUCGUCUUUCACUGAACGUGGUCUCUACAAGAAUUUGGAUGCAAAUCCUUUGUCGAAUAACAUGUUUUACAUGAAAAAUCCUCAAUGGAAAAUAAUAAGAAGCAAAUUGACACCUGGUUUCACAUCGGGAAAACUUAAAAUAAUGUAUGAUCUGAUCAGAGAAUGUGGUGAUGAAUUAAUGAAAAAUAUUAAUGAUGAUUUGAUUAAAAAUAAUAAUGAAGUAGAUGUAGCGGAUAUUAUAGAAAAAUAUUCGACUAACGUAAUCGGCAUUUGUGCUUUUGGACUCAAGUUGGACACCAUAAACGAUGAUAAAUGCGAAUUUCGUAAAUACAGCAAAGAAAUAUUCAAACCUUCAUUAAAACAGGUUCUUGGACAAGUAUGUUUAAUGAUCAACCCAGUAUUAGUAAAAGCUUUAAAAUUAAAGGAUUUUCCAAAGGAGGUAACUGACUUUUUUUAUAACGUCUUUAAAGAAACUGUAUUGUAUAGAGAAGAAAAUAAAAUAAUCGGAAAAGAUUGGGUUUAUUUUUUUAUACAAGCUAGAAACGAUCUAGUUUUGAAUACAAAUUUGCCUGAACAUGAAAAACUUACUGAAGAACAAAUUAUAGCGAAUGCUUUUGGUAUAUUUAACGCUGGAUUUCAAACAGUUUCAUCUACUAUAAGUCAUUGUAUAUAUGAAUUAGCAUUAAAUAAAUCUAUUCAAGACAAAUUACGCCAAGAGAUUCACUUAAAAUUGUCCAAUAAUAACGGACAAAUCAACUACGAGCUUUUGAUGGAUCUUAAUUACUUGGAUAUGGUCAUAGCUGAAACAUUACGUAUGUAUCCUCCAAUAAUCGCUUUGUUCAGAAAAGCUAUACAGUCAUAUCGAGUGCCCAACGAUUCAUUAAUCAUUGAAAAUGGACAAAAAAUUAUAAUUCCUGUACAUGCAUUGCAUUUUGACAGUAAGUAUUAUCCGGAUCCCAAUAAGUUUAUUCCUGAAAGAUUUUCCACAGAAGAAAAAGCUAAACGGCCAAGCGGUGUUUACCUACCAUUUGGUGAUGGGCCUCGUAUGUGUAUAGGAAAACGUUUCGCAGAGUUGGAAAUGAAAUUAGCAAUUGUUGAAAUAUUAACUAAAUUUGAAGUAUUACCAAGUGAAAAAACCGUAAUUCCUGUAAACUAUUUUAAUAAUGUUUUUACAUUAGUACCAAAAAAUGGCAUUUGGCUAAAAUUUAAAAAAAUUAAUUAACCAAGUAUAAUAUAAUAUUAUGUUCAAUAAACACAAACCUAAUCUUUUAAUUUAAUUUUAAACUAAUGAAAGUUGUAUUGAUUUUAUUUUACUUUUAUUUAUAGUUAUUUUUAACAUUACAUUUUAAUAAUCACAUUAACAAUGAACUACAAAAUAACCAAAAGAAAUAUUCAAAAUAUUUUUAGAUUUUUUACAAAGCAAGGAUUAAUUAAUUUAAUAAUGGUAUUUUUUUAUUUUGUUUGUCAUUAUCUCUGAGAGUAUUAAAAAUUCUAGAUUUUCAAUAUUUUUGAUGGAAAAUAGAUAAUUAUUUUUGUUCUUACGUUAUGAUUACGUGUUGUAUAAACCUAUAUUGUUUUUUGGUUUUUUGGUUUUUUAUUUUUUUAUUAUUAUAUUCAUUAAUUUUUCUUAGAAUUAUUAUUUAUUUUUUUUUAUUAUUUUGUAUAUUAAAAAUGGUUUAUUAUUUAUUUGUUAUAAUAAUAUAACGUACUAGGUAUAUUAUGUUUA
Messenger RNA from Aphis gossypii (cotton aphid), 2160 nucleotides. Its product is annotated as probable cytochrome P450 6a13. The record is from RefSeq and is a predicted model, not a curated record. Bases 127 to 1656 code for a protein of 509 amino acids. Gene Ontology annotation, molecular function: iron ion binding; oxidoreductase activity, acting on paired donors, with incorporation or reduction of molecular oxygen; heme binding. The transcript is spliced from 4 exons. Lineage: Eukaryota; Metazoa; Arthropoda; Insecta; Hemiptera; Aphididae.